Paramacrobiotus metropolitanus is the source of this 1074-nucleotide messenger RNA. RefSeq lists its product as uncharacterized. Gene Ontology annotation, molecular function: NADH dehydrogenase activity. NCBI's taxonomy places the organism in Eukaryota, Metazoa, Tardigrada, Eutardigrada, Parachela, Macrobiotidae. The record is from RefSeq and is a predicted model, not a curated record.
GUAAUAUUACAGGGAAGCGUGUUCCCUACCGUUGGCUUAACAGACGCGGAACGGUCUCGCCUCCUGCACAUUGUUAUCGUGGGUGGCGGUCCGACGGGUGUGGAAUUCGGUGCGGAAGUGCACGAUUUUGUGCGCACGGAUGUGGCGCGACUAUAUCGAAAAGACGCCGAUCUUGUGCAAGUGACCCUGGUGGAAGCGCAGCAUAUUCUCCAGUCGUUUGAUCAGCGCUUGCAGAACUACGCCGAGAAGAAGAUUAAAGAACGCACCAACUUCCACUUGUUGCAAGACGUGGUGGUCGAAGUUGGGGAAACAUUUGUGAGAUUGAGCGGUACGAUAAUACCGUCGGGCUUGACAGUUUGGAGCACAGGGCUGGCGCAGGAUAUGAUUCGCGCGAUGGAUGUACCGAAGAAUAAACAAGGACAGCUGUUGGUCAACCAGCAUUUGCAGUUACUGGCCGAUCCCUAUCCGGAAGGGAGUGCAUUUAGCAUCGGUGACUGUUCGUAUCUCAAAGAUUCACCGCUCCCAUGCACAGCGCAGGUUGCCGAACGCGAAGGCCGGUAUUUGGGAAAGUUAAUGGCCGCGGAUGAUAUCCGCAGUGAGGCGCCUUUUACAUUCCACAACAUGGGUAUGCUGGCUUAUUUGGGUGAUUACACCGGUGUCAGCGAUUUGCAGAAGUUCAAGAUUCAAGGAAUUACUUCGUGGUUAUUGUGGCGCUCCGCAUAUCUGACUCGAUUGGGAUCGUUGCGACUGCGUUUGCAAGUGCCGUUUGACUGGUUUAAGACGUUAGUUUUUGGUCGGGACACUUCUAAGUUAUAGUAAGCUCGAUGCUGUCGUUUAUUUUGGAGCAGUUUCUUGAGUUUGUUUGUUACUUAAUUUAUUAAUAAUGUUAUUUUCGGUGAACAGUAUGUGAUAACUUGAAAUGACUUCUGCUUCAAUGGUUACCUUGCUCGUAUUAAAUACUGAUUCUGAGGAGAUGUCUACGGCUUCAUAGAAGUUCAUCGAUUUUGUUGUAUGCAAGCAAGUCUAGCACAUAAAACAUUGUUACUGGUAUAGUGGUACCGGCGUCUCUCAAUA